Messenger RNA from Cladophialophora immunda, 5365 nucleotides. RefSeq lists its product as hypothetical. NCBI's taxonomy places the organism in Eukaryota, Fungi, Ascomycota, Eurotiomycetes, Chaetothyriales, Herpotrichiellaceae. The record is from RefSeq and is a predicted model, not a curated record. The transcript has 2 exons. Gene Ontology annotation, molecular function: histone H3K36 demethylase activity; histone H3K9 demethylase activity. The coding region runs from base 538 to 4962 and encodes 1474 amino acids. Gene Ontology annotation, biological process: chromatin remodeling. Gene Ontology annotation, cellular component: nucleus.
CAGUCCUGCGCCAGCACAAUCAACAGCGCCCUCCUUCACGAUAGACGUCACCCUGUGUUCCGGUCAAAGUUCGUGUUUAGAGUCCGCGACGGACCUCGUUGCAACUCUCUUCAUGUGCUUGGACACGUCCUGACCCAACUCCAUCCCCUCGCCACCCCCCCCAUCAACCCGACCUCAGCCUUUUCCGCCCUUCCUCGUUCCGACCAUGGCAGCAGUCACCAUGCCCACGACCGCCACCCUCCCUGUUCCUAAUGGGCUUGGUGCCGCUGCCUUGGACAAUCCAGAAUCCAUGUCCCAGCCUCUUCCUCCGCCGCCCCAAGUCCAUACCCCUCCUACUACGGACGAGGGGAGUCAUAAGGAUGAUGACGCAGCCUCGAGUUCCUCCCUCUCCGAACUUGACGAUGACAUUGAAGAUGAGGAAAAUAGAAUGAGAUUCGAGGAGGCUGCCCGCGCUGGCGCAGAAGCCGAACAGUUCUCGGAGGUCAAACCGGACAGAUAUGAGAACGGAGUACCCAUCUUCACUCCGGUAUGUGAUAUAUGACCGAUGACAUGGCCCGAUGCGAGGUUGCGGAAAAGAAAAGCCAGGCUGACAAACACGGACACCAGACAAUGGCCCAGUUCAAGGACUUCCAAAGAUAUGUCAAGGGUGUGGACCCUUACGGCAUGCAAUCUGGAAUCGUCCUCAUCGAUCCUCCCGAAGAAUGGAAGCGUGCUCGGAAAGCUCUGGACGAGAUGGUCAAGACCAUCCGGAUUAAAAAUCCCAUAACCCAGGAGUUCCAUGGUGCCCAAGGGAUCUACACGCAGAGAAACAUGGAGAAGAUGAGGUCUUACAAUCUUCCGCAAUGGAAAUCUCUCUGCGAGCAGACCGAGAACCAGCCUCCCGCCAAACGUGGCGAGAAACGCCUCAAUGCCGACAAGUUGCUUGGGCGUGGCACAGCUCGCAGUAGAAAAACUGAAGCAUCGGCGACACCUGAGGCUUCUAGAAGAGCCUCCAGUCGUGCCAAAUCCAUUCCUAUCAAGGAAGAACCGACCGAACACGAUUCUACCCUACUUGCCCCUCCCACCCCGACCAGUCCCGAGGUGAAGCCAGCCGCACUGGACAACGAGGAGGCAGAUGAUGAGGCGGUUUCCUCGACUGCUGAUCCAACUCCAACCAAGGCCAAGAGAGGGAGAGGCAGACCACCUGGCACCGGCAGACCACGAGGACGACCGCCCAAGAGUGCCUCCAAAAAGGAAUCUUCAAGCGUUGGUAAAGGGGCAGAGACAACCGUUGCCGCUCGUCGACUGCGGAAUGCCCGCGAGGCCAUUGAUGAGAUCGACGAAGAGGCUUUCCGCGAUUUUGAUUAUCGAGCAUAUGAUAACGACCAGUGGACGCCGGAGCGCUGCGACGAACUCGAAGAGAAGUACUGGAAAAGUCUCAACUUCAGCAAUCCCAUGUAUGCCGCCGACAUGCCCGGCUCUCUGUUUGACGAGGAUACCAAAGAAUGGAAUGUGGCAAAACUACCAAACCUGCUGGAUCUUUUGGGUCAACCUAUUCCCGGUGUCAACACGGCUUAUCUAUAUCUUGGGAUGUGGCGAGCGACUUUUGCCUGGCAUUUGGAAGAUGUGGAUCUUUACAGCAUCAACUACAUCCACUUCGGUGCCCCGAAGCAAUGGUACAGCAUAUCUCAGAAAGACGCACCCAAGUUUGAAGCGGCCAUGAAGUCUAUCUGGUCGUCGGACGCCAAGGACUGCGAUCAGUUUUUGCGCCACAAGACUUACCUAGUCUCGCCUGCAAUACUGAAAUCCAAGUUUGGGGUCAAUGUCAACAAAGUCGUCCAUCGAGAAGGUCAAUUUAUAAUCACCUUUCCCAUCGGCUAUCACUCCGGCUACAAUCUGGGUUAUAACUGCGCAGAGUCUGUCAAUUUUGCCAUUGAGAACUGGUUACAGUAUGGUAAGACAGCGCGUAAGUGUCAGUGCGAAGCCGACAGUGUUUUCAUCGACGUGGACUGGUUUAUCCGAAGAAUGAAUGGCGAGCCUACACCCGAGUUUGAAGAAGUUGAGGUCACGGACGACGAAGAUGAGGACGAACCAACAGAUCUACCGACACCUCCAAGCAGCGACAGAGGCAAGAUCAAGAUUCCACAGAAGAGGAAACGGGCUUUGAAGGAUCUUGGACCCAACAAAAAGGCCAGGAAAAUCAUCAAAAUCAGAAAAGUCAGCAAGAACCAACCCUGUUGCUUGUGCCCCAAUGAUUUCUCCUGGGAGCAACUUCUGCCGACGACGCAAGGCCAGCUUGCUCACAGGAGUUGUGCAAUGUACACGCCAGAAACCUACAUUGCAAGCCAAGACGGCAAGGAAAUGGUCUACAAUGUCGAAAACAUCAGCAAAGAUCGCUUGGAACUCAAAUGCCACGAAUGUCGGCAGAAGAAAGGCUCGUGCUUCCAAUGUUCGUCGGCGAAAUGCACCAAGUCGUACCACGCGACUUGUGCCAUGCAAGCUGGCGUUCAAGUCGAUAAGGGCGAAAUCGCUGUUUGGCACGAAGGAGUGGAGUAUCGCGAUAUCGGUUUCGACUGGAGAUGUCGUCUGCAUCGUACGGUCAAACGCACAAGAAUCACGAGUGAACUAUCUGCCUGCAAUCACGCAAACAGCUGCUGGCAGAAUGCAGAAUUUCGACAGUUUCUUUUCCACCUUAAGGAAGGGGAGCUCAUCCAAUUUCAAGCCACCAAUACCGACGAUAUUGAGGCUGGCCUGGUUAUUGCUGGCUACGAUGAAGGCCAAGACUCGGUUCUUGUCAAGAUUCUACCAGAUCUGAAACAGGUCAAAGAAGUAGAUCCCACCUGCAUCCUGUUUGUCGACUCUGCAACCUCGUAUCUACAGAAGCCAAGUGCGAAUGCGCUCGACCUACCGGAAGAGCUUCAGGGCAAGACUGCCUCACUCCCUGAAUCCACAGAGAAGAAGCCAAGUCCAGGCGACCUGUUUACGGAAGAGCCAAGGACCGAAUGGGCAGAGUUUGUCUGUUCUCUACCUCCCAUUAAUAUAGCCCAGAAGCCUGUUGAUCUGGGCAAGGACAAACAGCUUUGGUUGUACCUCGGAAAGACGUCAUCAGAGGGCAAGGCAUUCUAUACGGCUGAUCCUAACAACCCCGUUCAUGAUCCUGCCUCCAACUUCCUCGACCUCGUUAUGCCUCCCAAAAAGGCAAUGGCACCGCCACCUCAACCCAAACGUCAAGCGCUCUCUGCUUCGCACCCACUGGCCAACUUUGCCACCAAGAAUGCUGCAAUGGCAAGCAUGAGACAGGCCAUCGAUAAGCGGCCUAUGCAGAGUUCAGUCCUUCCGGGAACGUUCAGCGGAACAACACAAGAUCUGACGAUGGGAGGCAGCCAAGCUAGGCCAAUCAAAGCCAGCCAGAUCAAGCCGUCACAAUAUAAAGACAUCAUGACAGGUCAAGAAGCUCGCCUUAACGAGCAGGCCCGGAUAUUCCAACGACAGCAAGUCAAGGCUCGGCAACUUGACGUUGCAGAGAGCUCCAUCAGUUCCGUGCGUCAUCCUAGUAUCGGGAUUGACCAUGAUGCAGUCCAGCGCCAGAGGCAUUUCCAACAGCAGGCAUCUCAACAUGCUAAGCAUAUGAAGGAGUGGUCAAACGAUCCGUCACUGCCACCGCUCAAGCAGUACGAGCCCUUCCCGAGUUUCGCUACCCUCGAUAACACUGGCCGGUACGGUCCUACAAUGAUGAAUUCAAACAUCCGGUCCCAACAAUACGAAUACAGCAGCGACUGGAUGAACCCUGGAGCUGUGGGCCGGAGCCCAAGUUUCGGACAUCCUCAAAAUUCGGGUUUCAACUCCAUGCUUUCAUCUCAAUACGGUCAACUCCAGUCCCCAGCCACUUCUCCCUUCCCUCCAUACGUCCAGCAGUCUCACCUUCAGUUCCCCUAUCACGGCAGUUCGAGUCACAGUCCUCCAGGAUCAUCGACGCCAAGCACUCCAUAUCAACAGUCCCGCAUCGAAACCAUCCGCGCGGCCGCAAGCCAACCCCCUCCUCCCCCACCCUCAGCCGAAGUCGAACGUCAACGACGGAUCUCCAACCCAGCUUAUCCCUUCAAAAGUCCUGAUCAAAUCAAGGCCCAAAGAGAAGCAGAGAAGCACUCUCCACCCGGUAGCAGGCCGAGCAGCUCAUACAUGAUGCCCAGUCCCAGUCUGCAGCAGCACGACCACUCAGCUUCCUUUAUGCAGCAUGUAGGUUCAUCUGCGGCGAGCCCCUCUAUGCAACCGCUUGACCCACAGAAUCCACCUCAAUUUAUCAAUCCAAAUGCGACGCAGAUCAGUCCGCCCGGAUCCAGUGCUGGACAUCGCUCUGCGAGGGGAAGUUUCUCCGGAUUAGGUCUGGGUUCAACCGUUCCUCUCCCCUUGACUCACAUGGGCUUGAAAAGGAGCUCUUCGAUGGACAUGAUGGAUCUCGAUAUGCUCCAUGACAUGGCGCCCUUCCCCGCUGCGAGUAUCAAUCCACUGCAAAUCAGCAAUUACAUUCCUAAGCGCUCGAUCUACGAUCCACUCAACACUACUGUCCAUAGCGGUAUCGUGCAACAGAAGCCUCAGCUCCCACUUCCCAAACCAAUUCUACCGCAUUCCUCGACAAUCCAGUUUUCUCCCCAACCUCCAAUGGCCGAUCCAUCCCGCCAACUGGCUCAGUCUCUUGAGAAACGUCCCCUUGGACCAACCGGCUUACUGAUCAACGAUCGUCCUAUCCCAAAGCAACUGAGCGAUUGGACUGUAAGGGGCGGGUUCUGGGCGAGGGUGGCCGGGUACUUUAUCCAGAAACAUAACGGCAUGGCUAGUGUUUAUAGGAGCCCGUUUAUCGCCGUCAAGGACAAAGUUGGGCUGGACAGUUGGGAAGGAGGCUUGGCGGAAAGCUAUUAUGACAAUCUGGAACCCUUGGAAAGGCAAAGGAUUGAUGCCGUGAAAGAAGGCAAGGCACUACAAUGAAUGUGAAGAAGAUGCCAAGAAUCUUCGUUGACAUGUUGAACCAUUGCAAGAAAACGAAGGGACCGGCACGUGAGUCGCGCAGAUUCGUCCUUCGUGGCCGUCGAUGAAGUUCCAGUGGAUAUGAAUGUGAUUAUUCAUGCAGGAAUUAUUGGACUGUUGAAGCGGAUCUGAAUGAAGGCACCAGAAAAGCAACGAGGAUCCAGAAAGGCCGGAUGCCACACCAUGUACAGGGAACCGAGGAGGAAAGGGGUUCCAUGCAUACGUUGAUUUGGGCUCGAACAAAGAUGAAGGCCUGUUCAUUCAUUUACCCAAUCUCCUGGGUCGGACAGCUCCGACCCCGACCAACAUCUUUUCAGCUUUGGUACACUAAGUAGCAAAGAGAAUAUGAAACCCGAGAGCAAAG